GGAAGAGGAGGAGGAGGACAAAGAGGAAGAGGAAGACAAAGAGUGGAAAUAUCUGAUGAAAUUCGAGCAACAGUCAUAGACCAUGUUCUUGUCCAUGGACUGACAAUGAGGGAAGCAGGACUUAGAGUGCAACCCAAUUUGAGCCGAUUUUCUGUGUCCACCAUAGUAAGGACAUUCAGAGAAGAGAACAGAAUUGCAAGGCUGCCACAUGCAGGUGGAAGGACACUUAUAUUCACUCGGGAGCAAGAGGCCGUUAUAGUGGGCAUGGUCCUUCAAGAUAAUCUAAUACGACUCAGAGAAAUCCAGGAACGAGUGAUACAAGACAACACACACUCCCAGGGAAUCGACAGUGUGAGCAUUUCCACAAUUGACCGUGUCCUCCAUCGAAACAGGAUGCGAAUGAAACAAGUAUACAGAGUACCUUUUGAGCGCAACUCACCAAGGGUGAAAGAACUGCGAGCUCAGUAUGUGCAAACAAUAUUUGACUUGGAAUCCUUGGACAGACCCCAUGAGUUCAUCUUUGUCGAUGAAGCAGGCUUCAAUCUAACGAAGAGGAGAAGGAGAGGCCGAAACAUGAUUGGACAGCGGGCCAUUGUUGAAGUCCCUGGUCAACGAGGUGGCAAUGUCACAAUCUGUGCUGCUAUCAGCAACCAUGGUGUUCUGCAUCACCAUGUUACACUCGGGCCAUAUAAUACCCAGCUUCUUCUAAGAUUUGUUGCAAAUCUAAGAGAUAUUUUAUUUGAGCAGCAGGUUCAAGAGCAGCAGGGUCAAGAGCUAAAUGACAAUCCCAUUCCCACCUAUGUGAUAGUGUGGGACAAUGUCAGUUUUCACCGAGCUGCUCAGGUAAGGGAAUGGUUUAACAUCAAUAGGCAGUUUAUGAACCUGUACCUCCCUCCAUACUCUCCUUUCCUGAAUCCGAUUGAGGAGUUUUUCUCCUCUUGGAGAUGGAAAGUUUAUGAUAGACAACCCUACACAAGAGUAAAUCUGCUGCAAGCCAUGGAUUUAGCCUGUGGUGAUAUAGGUGAGGAAUCAUGUCAGGGCUGGAUACGGCACACAAGAGGCUUCUUCCCCCUUUGCCUCAGGAGGGAAAAUAUUGCUUGUGACAUCGAUGAAGUGCUCUGGCCUGACCCAGCCCAAAGACAAGAAGCACAUUGA
This is a messenger RNA of Cyprinus carpio (common carp), 1155 nucleotides long. RefSeq lists its product as uncharacterized. Lineage: Eukaryota; Metazoa; Chordata; Actinopteri; Cypriniformes; Cyprinidae. Gene Ontology annotation, molecular function: nucleic acid binding. The record is from RefSeq and is a predicted model, not a curated record.